Messenger RNA from Procambarus clarkii (red swamp crayfish), 3914 nucleotides. Its product is annotated as ectonucleoside triphosphate diphosphohydrolase 2. Gene Ontology annotation, cellular component: plasma membrane. The record is from RefSeq and is a predicted model, not a curated record. Gene Ontology annotation, molecular function: hydrolase activity. NCBI's taxonomy places the organism in Eukaryota, Metazoa, Arthropoda, Malacostraca, Decapoda, Cambaridae.
CCAGCAUCAGCUGGUAGUGUUGACAGUCACGGCAGUAACACGCGGGUACAGAAUCUUGUCAUCUUGUUUAUCAUAGCUGCAGUGUGCCUCAACGUGGGAUACCCUCCUCACAGCAUUCUCUAAUAAUGCUCCUUAUUAAUGUGUCUAUGGCCAAGAAAAGAUAAAUAAAUUUACAUGGAUUGCAUAAAAAUCAAGAGAAGAUUACUGUGAAGAUGAAGGUUACUGUGUGGAGUGUGGUGAGCGGCGCAAUAUCUGGUCACCUUGUAGUAAAUAUACCCGCAGCUUGCACUGUCCGCAAAGUGCUUGAUACCUAUUGCAGUUACAAGGGUGUUCCUGCAGAUAAUAGGUAUGUCAUUCGAAGCCGAGACAACCUGGUCUUGAAUCCCAAUAAGACCCUCAAGCAAGCUAACAUUCAAGAUGGAGAAACACUCACAAUUGGUCUUCCAGAGGAUGAGGCGCAAAUAUUUUCAUUUGGUAGUUGGUGGAUGGUGAUGUUGGCAGCCUUUAUCAUUGGAAUUGCAGGACUUGUGAUUACAUUUUGGUUGUUUUUGGAGCCUGUCACUGGAAUUAAGAAGUUUGGUAUAGUAGUGGAUGCAGGGUCAUCUCAUAGUGAAGUGUACGUCUUCAGGUGGAAUGGCCAGAUGCCUCUUGGAACGGCUGAUGUGGAACUUCUUCAUCGUUGCUUUAUUUCAGGAGGUGUAAACAGUUUUGCAACUCAUGCUGAAGAUAUUGGUAGAUACUUUAAGUACUGCAUUGCUGAAGCUGAAACUCGCGUGCCUAAAGCUCAUCGGCCUCAUACACCACUGUAUGUCCAAGCUACGGCUGGCAUGAGAAUACUAAAAAAAUUUGAUCCGGAGGGAGCUCAAGCAAUAUUGUCAACGAUACGAGAAUUUUUUGAUGCAAACACGAGCUUCCGAGUGGAAAAUAAUAGUGUGGAGAUACUUCCAGGCACAGAAGAAGGCUUAAAUGGCUGGAUCAUUGUCAAUUAUUUGAAUAAUCACUUGAAGCAGCCUGAUAAAGCGAGUGCUGCUGUCCUGGAUGUUGGUGGGGUAUCCUUGCAACUGACAAGCGAACUAGCCCAUUCCGGCAAUUGGACAACCACAGAACUCAAACUUUUCAAUCAAUCUCACAAGGUCCACAGCCAGUCUUUUCUCUGUUAUGGAAUUGCACAAGCCCGACAUCGGUAUGAUUUUCUUCUAAUUAAUAAAACUGGAAUAAAUGUUCAGCAAGCGGCAACCAUUGAUCCAUGCAUGGCGAAAGGUACUACCCAUCAAGUGUUAGCAUCAGACAUGAGUGGACCUUGCACUCUUACAGAUAAUUCAAAACCACUCUUAUCAUCAAUCACUAAUGUAAAUUAUAAAAAACUGAAAACCAUCUUCAAAAAUUAUAAAAGUGAGCAGAAUGUUCCUCGCUCGGAAGAGGUUGCUGUAGUGACUGACAGUGAAGAUACAAAGAUGUCCAGUUCUUUUACAGUCAAAGGUUCUAGUAAUGCUAGCAUGUGUGAGGAGAAGACUAGUUGGUUGUUUGAUCAUCAGUUGUGCAAGAAGAUUUUCACUUUUGGGGACUGCUUGAACGCUCAGUCGGUACCCCAAUUCAACCACUCAAUCAUUGCAUUCUCUGGUCUCUUUGAUCAUCUGAUGCUGCUGCUCGAUGUGGGAGCAAAUAUUACUUUGCAUCAGUUUAAACAAAAGGUGUAUAGUGUGUGUUCGCUGGAGGUAGAGGCACUUUAUGCUGCUUACCCAGGACUUGAGAAGGAGGUGGUAGAAGAUCUUUGUUUUGAUGCCAUGUUUGUGUUCAAUCUCCUGACCAUUGGCUUGGGCAUCAACAACUCAACUUGGGCAAAUAUUAAUUUUACUGAUGAGGUAAACAAGAGGGAGGUGGCAUGGUCACAGGGAUUCAUGCUAUACCGCACCUCGAGCUUUGCCUCGGAUACUCCAGGCCGUUUAUUGACCCUCACUACGUUUUCACUGCUGGUACUCCUCUUCUUGGCCUUUGUUAGCAGUGGCAUUCUCUUCCUGCAACACUUAAUCAAAAUAAAGAGGCACAGCGCUUCUUACCAAAGGGUUAUUGCAGACCACAUUGAUCAGGAACUUCAUAGAUUUAUAUAAGUAAAAAUGAUUUCCGUGUUUAAUUUAUCAUUGGAUUGUACUGAACACAAAGGAACAAAUCUGAAGGGAACACAAACAUGGUGACACAGUACCUCCGACCCAUGUAACAAUAACAAUGUGAUGGUAACAUACAGCAAUAUGCUAACAUGAACCAGUAAAGUAAGUCAACAAUAUGGGCCCAGAAGCUGAAGCUCGUUUCCUGCAAACAAAUGCACGUAGAUUAUGGCAGCAAAGUAAUGCGACAAAAGCAACAUGACCACACACACACACAGCAACAUGCUGCAGUGUGACAACAUACAUGACAGUCACAGUGAGGGAAAGUUCACAUAAUGGCAGGAUGUUACCAGCAGCAUCCCACAGGAAUCAUCCCCUAAUCUAGGGGAAUGACUUAUCAGAGGGAAUAGAGUCCUUCCUCUCAAUAUUUACUGAUAAUGCAAAAAUUUCUUAGAAAGAUAGAUAAGGAAGAAAACUGCAAGAACCUAUGCAGUGACCUGGUUAAGAUGAAAGAAUGGCCAAGAAAGUGGUUAUUUGAAUUUAACUGAAGCAGUGCAAAGUAAUGAAACUGGGAACAGGAAGCCAGACUUAAUAGGACAGAAAAUCCUCUUGGAAUAGAAGAGAAAGACUUAAAGGCUGUUACUACACUGAAUCUGUCACCAUAAGCAUGCAUCAAAUAAAUAUGAGGUGCUUAUGAAAGGAUGGCCAACAUAACUGCUUUUAGGAAUAUGAAAGGGAUUCAUUCAAGUCGUUAUAUGCCAUAUACUGUACAGAAUAUCAGACCAAUUCUGGAAUAUGCGAUAUCAGUGUGGAAUCUGCAUCCUGCUAAGCAAAAAAAAAAAAUAACGCAGUAUUUCAUAAGUAUGCCACCAGACUGAUUCCAGAGCUGGGAGUUAUGGGUUAUAAGGAAAAACUAAAAUGAACUAAGAGAAGAAACAAGGAAACAUGAUUCCCACACACAAAAUUAUCAGGAAAAUAGAUUGGGCAGAUAAGAGCCAAAUUGAGUACUCAAUUGAGGCACAGACAUUGGAAACUUCUCAGAAUAAUAACUGAAAUACACCAGGAAGUGAAGCGAUGGAGGUAAGCUCCAUGCACAGCUUCAAAUGUAGAUAUGCUAUAGUUUGUACCCAAACACUAGUCAAUUAAUGGGCAAGAAGCAGCUGUAGCUCAGCUCCAACAAGUACAACCGAAUACUGCACUGUUGCAACACAGUAAAUUGACACAUUUGCAACACAAAAACAUGACCACAAUGUUUAAGUGAAGUACACAAUAACAUGGCAGCACACAGCUACAUGUCACACAGUUGUGUGACAUGACGAAUCUUACAUCGAAAUGUGAUGUACUAUUUAGGAGAAUGGGUUGACCAAAAAUCUAAAUAGUACACUUUUUUCUACUAUUCUCAUACUAAAAUACCUAAUCCCAUUUAUAGUAACACUACACAACAUGGUGUCACAUUAAAACAGCACAUCAUGAUGGUGACACAUGGUGAUGGAAACAUUGCAGCAAUGAGAGGCAACACACAAGAUGCAACAACAGCAUGAUCGUCACUGUAGGGAACUCAACUGUAUGUGUAUGUAACCUGAUCUCAAUCAUCCAGAUAAUAUCUGUGCUUCAACAGCAGAUUAACUUCAGAAUGGGUUAUAAAAUCUUCCAUGUACUCUAUGCAAUUAUAGUUUAAUUUUUCUAUUAACAUUUAAGAGAGCCAGGCCAUUCUCUUUUGGUCAAUACCCAUGGCCCAGCCAUAAUAUUAUACAUUAUUAUAACAAAAUUAUGUUUUGUAUUUCUAUUGUAUAACAAUGAAUUUUAAAAAUA